AUGAGAGCAAAGAGGAAGACAAGGUCUGUUAUUGAUGAAAAAAAGACAUAUGCUGAUCAAGAUGAGGUUCUAACAAUGCUUAGGAUCAAUAAGCGGAAGGAUAAUUGGCCUUCUGUUAUGUUUGCAAUGGCUGGUGGGGUUGUCCUCAGCCUCGGAAAUCUAUCCACACAGUAUGCCUGGGCUUUUGUUGGUUUAUCAGUGACAGAAGUCAUCACUUCUAGCAUAACUGUUGUUAUAGCUGUACAUUCAUCCAAUGCAGCUGAUAAUACGGUAAAGCUCAAAAGUCUAAGAAAUGACAACAAAAAUGGAACAGAGACUAAAGGUUCUUUCACAUCCAACGAAGCAUUUCAAAACAAGGGAGUAAAGGAUUUGGAAAAUGGAAAUAGUACUGCAGAGAAGGCAAAAGCUGGAACAGCAGAUUUCCUCAUAGACCUUGAGAGCAGAAGAUCAAUCAAGGUGUUUGGACGGAGCACUUUGAUUGGACUGUCUAUGACUUUCUUUGCUGGUGUUUGCUUCUCUCUAUUCUCGCCAGCUUUUAACUUGGCAACAAAUGAUCAGUGGCACGCCUUGAAGAAAGGGGUUCCUAAACUGGUUGUCUACACUGCAUUUUUCUGGUUUUCAGUCUCUUGUUUUGUACUUGCCAUCAUUCUAAAUGUGACUUUCCUUUACCGCCCUGUAUUGAGUCUACCUAGAUCUUCACUUAAGGCUUAUCUUAAUGACUGGAAUGGUAGAGGCUGGGCAUUUUUGGCUGGCCUCCUUUGUGGGUUUGGGAAUGGCCUCCAAUUUAUGGGAGGUCAAGCUGCAGGAUAUGCAGCAGCAGACGCUGUUCAGGCGCUCCCACUUGUGAGCACAUUUUGGGGCAUACUUAUUUUUGGAGAGUACCGAAAAUCAUCACGAAGAACAUACAUUUUGCUUGUAAAUAUGUUGUUCAUGUUCAUUGCAGCUGUUGGGAUUCUGAUGGCAUCGUCGGGACAUCGAAAAUGA
Dovyalis caffra is the source of this 984-nucleotide messenger RNA. NCBI's taxonomy places the organism in Eukaryota, Viridiplantae, Streptophyta, Magnoliopsida, Malpighiales, Salicaceae. The record is from the annotation of a GenBank genome assembly.